UUGGUAAUGCUUGAAUGAUUGUGUUUUCAGUCAUAGUACAAUUUUGAUCCAUUGAAAAUUAUAGACGCCUACUUAUUAAUAUAAUUGAUGGAUUUCACCGAUUGCAAUGAAUACAAAGCAUGAAAAUUAUUGUAAAAUUUUCUCAUACUGAUAUAUCAUUUAUUAUUAUUAAACAUAAUAUUUUAUAUACCAGUUAGGGAUUAUUUAAAUAAAUAAAUAGAGAAUAACAAUAUAUAAAAUAAUAGAAAAUAUAUUUAAUCAUGUACUAUGUCCCAAAUCCCAAUAGUAAAGUUACAAUAAUUUUUACUACCUAUCUCUUUCUCUCAAUCUCACUUAAGGGUAACUUUUGUCUCGCUUCCUCAAUAUUUCUUUGAUUCAUAAUGAAGUAAUUUUUAUUACAAAUAUUUAUUAUUAAAAUACACUCAUUUUAUUUUAAUAUUAGGCGGUUGUAAAUCACAAUAAUGUGAUGUUUAAUUAAGCAAUUUUAUAAAACCAAGCAUUAUAAUUCUAAUUUCUAUUUUCGAACGAAUCCAGUGUGAAUGAACUGUCAAAUAUGCCGUGAAGUUAGCUCCUGUCUGGAUUCUGUUGAAAUGUGUACGUGUGCGUUACAUGUUCACUAGUGUGCUACAUUUUUAUUAGUGUGUGCUGUCUGUGAAAGCGGCUUUUUGAAGCCGGGGUUUGCUCAUCGUUGUUUGAGGCGCCGCGCGGUCGGUCGCCUGGCUGUUUACACCGCGCUACCUACGACCUCAUGCCUCAAAUCGUUUAGUAAAUUGAAAAAAAAAAUGGACAUGUUGCAUUCUUAAUUUGAAUUUAUACAAAACGUGCUUAGUUUAUGUGAUGAAAAUGUGUGUACGCUCCGUUUUACUCAUCCUGCUUGUGUCCGGUGUCUGGUUUUUAGCUGCAUCGGACGAUAUCGGUCAUCAUUCCGGGCAUAGGAUCCGGGCUCACAAACCUAACAGGAGACAUCGGGCUGCUAAUGAUGGCACUCUUCACUUCGAGCCAGUGCCCUACAACAAGAAGCUGCUAGAAUUAAACACUUCGGGCAAGAUUCAUUGUAAGGUCGCGGGCGGCGUCUCACCAACUGUUACCUGGUAUUUGAACUCAGAGGACCCUCUCCCUGAAGGAGUGACUUCAUCCAACGGCACCCUCAUGGUGACCGAAGCGUCGCGACGGCACGCAGGACUCUACACUUGCAAGGCGAUCGACGGCGAACAUACUAUCACUGCUAACAUCACUUUGGACAUCGUCGUAUCUCCUCGGGUAAUAGAGCCAGCAUCAGGACAGACAGUGGAAGCGCCGCUGGGACAGACGGUGGUGCUCAACUGCAUCGUAAGCGGUGACCCGCCUCCCACCACGCACUGGGACAGGAACCUUACCAUCCUUCAGAAACCACAAGACGGAGUCGAUGUUGAAAAUAGCGUCAACGCUUCUUUUGCUAGACUGCUCCUGUUGAACAACGGUUCGUUGAUGAUCAGGAACGUGUCUGCGCAGCACGCGGACCGGUACGGCUGCACGGCCGGCAGCGCCGCAGGACUCGCCAGGAACGAGCUCACCCUCCUCGUUGUGCAUCAUGUGCAAGAAUCAAGCGGAGUCGCGGGCAAAGCUGUUGUUGUAUCGAUAUCCGUGGCGGGAGCGUACAUGGUGCUGGUGCUCGCGCUGAUGGUCUACUGCAGGAGACGAAGAUUGCGAAGGAGGCAGAGAGGUGAAAAAAUGGAGUUGGAGAUGGUAGACGGUCGCGAGAAGCUUGUGGAAGAGUGCGAAGACGACAAGGUGAAAGUGAACGGUGUGCCCGCGCAAAACGGCAGGCUGCUGCCGCAGGAGAAGGACAGUGGUCCGGAUAACUCCGAAGUGUCAGCAGUAUCGCGAGCGUCCAAAAAAUCAGGACAAUUCGACCGUCUGUCCGUACCGCGGAGUUUGAUCGUCGAACAAAUCGUAUUAGGCCGAGGCGAGUUUGGUGAAGUAUCCUUGGCUAAAGUUGAUAUCUGUCAAGUCAAAAAGCUUCGGAACCACGAAGUUACCGACACCGAGCCGAAGUUGAGACCAGUUUUAGUCAAAGUUCUCACUACUAAAGAUGAGGUACAACUUACGGAAUUCCGUCGUCAAUUGGAUUUAUUCAGUCGCGUAAAACACGCCAAUAUCGUGCGACUUAUUGGACUCUGCAAUGAAUCUGAGCCUCACUGUAUGCUACUGGAACAUACUGACUGGGGCGACCUGAAGACGUUCCUGGUGGCGACGCGCACGGCGGAGGAGGCGGCGGAGUACGAGUCCCGCGUCGGGCGCCCGCAGGCGCGGCCCGCGGCGCGCGGCGGCUCCGCGGCGCUGUCGGCGCAGCAGGCGGCCGUGCUGAGCGCGCAGCUCGCGCACGCCGCGCGCGCGCUCGCCGCCGACCGACUCACGCACCGGGACAUAGCGGCUCGCAACUGCGUGAUCUCAUCGAAGCUCCACCUGAAGCUGUCUCACGCGGCCCUCACCCGCGGACCCGAUUCGCACGAAUACUAUAAAAUGCACGACCAGGUGAUACCGUUGCGUUGGCUGCCACAAGAAGCGGUCAUGGAGGGCGAGUACUCCACCAAAUCUGAUGUCUACAUGUUCGCUGCAACUGUUUGGGAGAUCUACACAAAAGCCGAGCUGCCGUUCGCGAAGCUGAACGAUAACUCAGUGCUGGAGCGACUCAAGGCUGGUACACUCGAGUGGACCAUACCCGCCACCAUGCCCGAGGCUUUGGGGUCGUUGCUCAAACGUUGCUGGAGCAAGUCUCCAUCAGAGCGGCCUCACUUCGCAGAUAUAUGCGAAGAAGUAAACUCUAUACUGCAAGAAAUAACUUCGGAUGAUUCGGAGAAAAAAUCUCAGAAGGAGGACGAUGAGAACUAAGUUUUGGAGAUAUUAAAGUGCAUUCAGUAGAUGUGUACCAAAAAUGUCAAUGAAUAUCCAUUCUUCUUAUACCAGCACAUCAUGGUGAUUCCACUGCUCCUGAUGGUAGUCCAAACAGAGUGUCGACUGACGGGAGAUGAUUAUCCCACGUUAGUCGACAAAAUUAUGCCGGCCUGUUUGAAGCCGGUUGUACACAGGCUGAUCCCGGAAGGUGACACACUAAUGUGACAUAUUGCGGGGAAAUAAUUCCUUUUUGGGUCUUGUUGGAUCUCUCUUGUGAAUUAAAAUAACUCCAAUUAUAUGGGCAUACUGAGAGGCCAACAUAAUUGUGGCGAUUGGCAAUGGAUAAUCAUAGCUCGUCAGUCAACACUAUCUGAACCCUACUUCACUUACCAUCAGGUACAAUGAGUUCACUUUGUCGUGUCCAUACAAAAAAAUCACAUGAUUUUCUUUUAAGUUUAAAGUAAAGCCUUCCACCAAAUCUACAUACAUUAAUGAUUCGAAUUUGAAAUAAAAAGUCUUCUAAAUUUUGACAUUUAUUUAUUAGUAAAAGCAUAAAUAGCCAACUUCUAUUGUAAACGCAAUAAACAUAAUAAAUAAAUAGGUAAAUGAUUGUUUAAAUUUUUGGUACACAACUGGUGACUGCACUUUAGUUCUUGUGUGGGACAUUGCAAUGGAUAUAAGUUAAUUCGUUUAUCGUUUCGCUUUGAAAAGUUAGUGUAGGUUUCUUAGAGUUAAGAACUAUUUAUAAUUUAGUGUCACGUAUGCUAAAGUAUUCUUUAUAAAUAUUUUUUGUAUACCCACCAUAUUUUUAUUUUAUAAUUUUGUUUUUAAUUUAAUUUUGUCUUUUGGAUUAUCUUUUAAUUGUGAGAUGGGUUGGCUCGCAUCUCAAGUCCUUAAACAGUAAAGUUAUUUUAGAGUAGCAAGGUCUCGCGGCAAUAUGUUGCGCAAGAUUUUUCAAAUGCGUUUCCACUAGCUGCAAUAUUGCUGUAUAUAUACAUGCGACUUGCCGCAAGUUAUGCGAGCUUCAAAGCAAGUCACAUUGUUUACACGAUAAAAUCGCUCAUGGAAGUAGACUUCUGCAAGUUUUCUUGCAGAACAGAUUUUAUGUCGAUGUAAUAAUAAUACUUACAUUUAUCAAUCUUCGCUAUUUCGCUAACUUUGUAACUCUGAAACAUUGAAUAUAAACUAAUUAGAGGAAAAUAUGUAAGCGACUUAAAACGUCUUACCGAAAUCGAGAAAUUUGUUGUAUUUUUCUCUCUAGAGACGCAUUUUUUAUUUUAGAAUUCGUGUCUAAAAAAAAGAACUUCUCAUUAAAGGUUAUUUAAGUUAAAAUGUAAGUCUUAUACAGGGUCACUUUGACAUCGCGUUACUAAAUGAAACCACAUACUUAUCUACUUUGAAAUGACAUUGCAAUAAGUUACUUGAGCUAUAGACGUAAAAUAAAGUGUAAGUUUCGAACAAAAUAAAUAUUAUUAAAAAGUAAUUUUAAUUUUACGCGCCCUGAAGCCUCUACUACGCUAAGAGAAUUUGUUGCAGCGGCAUCAUACUUUCUGUCAGAAAUACACUUACGCACAAGUCAUAUUUGCAUUAAACUACAAAAUGGUCGAGAAAUCAGAAAACAAAAAUCAGGAUUUUUGGUAAAAAUAUUUGUUAUUAAUGGAUGAUUUUUGGCACAAUGUCAGCAAAGGUGAAGACGAGUAUGUGGUUUCAUUUAGUAACAAAAUGUCGAAAUGACAUUGUAUAAGUGUUUAAUAUUGCCUAUAUUUUUGUAAAGUCAUAAUUCCCAGUGCUACAUUAAUUAUCUAUAUUAAGUCUUGAUUGGACGGAGGCAGUUUCUUGCUGCAAGUUUUUUGAGGCAAGUCUCGGCCAUUAAUGCAGCCAUGAUUGUAGUUAGGUGGGAAAAUUGCCUCGUCUGAUUGAAGGUUUACUUAUUUCUUUAUCCCUAAGGUUUAUUUAUUAAACUAUACUUAAGUGCCAGUAAGUUAACAUUAUUUUUUGUAUUAUAAACUGAAUUAAGUUAGGUAUAUUUUAUAAUCUAUUAUGUGUUUUUUUUAUUUCUGUAUAGGUAUCUUAUAUUUAUAUAGUACUUAAGUUAUUAGGCGUAGCAUAGAUGAAGAUGAGUUACGUAUUUUUGCCAUUUUCUUAAGUACAUGUAAUCUCAAAGCCAUUUUCAGAAAAGUGGUUCUCACGUCUUCCGCUAGAUGUCAUUAUAUUAAAGAUACUAAAAAUCAUUCUAUCAUUGUCUCUAAGAUUACAAUUAAAAGUUUAAUAUUGCCAAACAUCAAAAGGUAUUUAAUAAUAAAUGUCAUACAAUUUUUGAUAUUUUUCCAUCAUUAGUUAAAAUAUAAAAACAAAUAUCCGUAAAAAACUAUGAUAAUGGCAAAAAUACAUAAAACACCGUAGUUUUAAGUUAGUUGAUAAGAAAUGCCGUAAGCUAAAUAAUACUGCCACUUGUAAAUAAUGAGAUUAGGUGUAAGACUGAUAGUGUUAAACAGAGCGCGGUCGUCCGAAAUUCUCUCGAACUGUAACGUCCAGAUCGAAUCGAAAUUCUAGGUUAGGUUAGGUUAGGUUAGAAUGUAAGGCUGCUAACCUUGUGUGCUCAAUGUCUCAAAUUUUUUACUGAAUUUAUGUGAUUUUUUUUAUAAAACUUUUUUGUUUCUAUGCUAUAAAUUACUAAUCCAUGAUUGCGAAAAUCAAUAUUGAAAUUUCUCUUUAAUUUUUUUUUAAUCUCUGCGAAGUCGUUCUGUAUUUUUUUAUACGGAACGCAAAUCUAGUAUUAAGUGUACAUUAUAAAGCGACCAGAAAUUGCAUUUAUAGGUUAAGUACUAACAAAUGAUUGUUUUGGUUGACAUAUUGUUGUCGAUUAAACUUUUGCAAAGAUCCUCUUUUAAUGUCAACUGUCAAGUCAACGGCUCUGCGCUUUGAAUUUGAAUCGAUGAAUCGCGUAUUUUAAGUCCUAAGGAUCUGUUUUAAAAACGCAAGAUUUAUACGAAGGUACAUAGGUCUACCAAGGAGGUACUAAUGAUUUAUGUUUACGCGAAUGUUACACAUUAAAAUUAAACUACGUAUUUCCCGGAUUUUAUCGCGAUUAAUUUUAAGGAGGUACUUAGGAGGUAUUUUUAAAUGUAGGUGUUAUACGGAAGAUAAUACACCUACAAUAAUAAUACUGAAUAGGAAGGACACCUUACACUUUUUCUAUUAUGUUUUCCAAAGCUUAUUUAUCGGUGAUGUUAGCAAUGUCGAGUAACAGAAGAUACAUAACAAUAAAUACGUAUGUCUAAUAAAAAAGUUCUCGCCAUAUAAUAAAAAAAACCUUAAAUUAUUGCUAAUCGGCAACAGUGUGUCAAACUGAAGUGAUUUUCAUUAAAAUCUCAUAGGCUAAGUGUGUAUUGAAGACUGGAGAUCUCUUGACGUGUUUACGCAAUAAACUAGUUUAAGUUGUGUAAGAUUUAUCGAGCUUUGUAUAUAAAAUUGUUUUUUAAGUUUACUGUCAUUUUUAAUCUGAUUUAUUAUUUUUAAAGAUUACCGCGUUGAAAUACGUUUAUGACUCGAUAAACAAUAAAAACAAUCGAUUUUGUGUUUACAGUCGAUUUGAAAAACUAAUUUACUUAUAUAAUAUAUUUUAAGUAAGUUUUUAAUUUAAAGUAAGUUUUUGUUUUUUCUUAUUCAACAGAGUUAUUUCUUGUUUCUAAUCGAUUUUGUUUACAAAUCUCGUCUAAUGUCUAUGUAGUUUAUCGAUACGUGAAUUGAAUUAAUUUAAUUAUCCAAACGUUAAUGUAGUUUAGGAUUUAAAUAGGUGAUGACAUAGUUGGCAUUUCGGUUUUAUCAAUAUAAAGUGUAGUACGAUAUUGGAAAUAAAACGUGAAAAAUAUUUUGAAUAUACUAUACACCUCCGCUUUUCGCAGAAAGCCAGAUCAAUAAACAACUUAGUAAUCAUAAAAAAAUUAUACAUUCAACUCCAUGAAUCACUCCCACUAUGACUCCUAAAUUCAUUCAAUUUAUCAGCAUUAAAAACCUGUCUUCCAUAACAUCUUCCAAUAAAAAUACCUAUUUUUAUAAACCACUGUUCGCUCACAAUAAUCACCAAAACUCCUCCUUAAUAUUGUUUAACAUAUCGAUACUAUCGUGACUUUAUAUCGAUAUAAUCGAAUGCAGUAAGUAGCUUUUUAUAUGAUUCUAGAAUACGGUAGAUAAUGAAUAGGUUGGUUUUAAACCAACAGUAGUUUUAAGUUAAUUAGUGCCAGAAAUGUAGGCUACAUAAUGUGGAAUUUGAAUGUACGUUAUCCAUUAACGAUUGUCGAAAUUAUCGAUAUAAGUAGUAAAUAUUCAAAGUAAUAACAACCUGACGUAUAAGGUUUUUUAAGUCAGAUUCGUUAAACGCGUUGUCGAAGUUAAAGCUUUGGCGAUAUUAAAAAUGGAUAACGUAUAUAUUUAGAAUAAAUAACUUGUCAAUUUUAUAAAGGAAUCUUGUAAGGUUUUAUUUAGCCCACCCGUAAAGACUAGUUUUACUGUUUUGGGGCUGGCAGAGGUCAUAAGGCGAGUUCAAAUAAAAAAAAAUACAAUAGUAUCGCUAGUUACUCUGAUUUUUCGAUAAUUUAUAUUUAAAUACAACAGAACUAAUAUCGAUACUUUUUAUCGAUAUGGUAUUUUAUCGAUAAACAGAUCCGCCUCGCCUAAUGCUAUGUCCCUUUUAAAAGUCGCAUUUUAAGUUCCUGUAUUAAUUGUAUACGUUUUUGUACUUUUAUAAAAAUAUAGUAAGAUAAUGUGGAAUUAUGUACAACACGUUAUAUGUAUCCAUAAAUCACGAAUAAUAUUGUUUAUCUAAUAUAUCUGCAUCAAUAAAAUAAAUAAAU
This is a messenger RNA of Manduca sexta (tobacco hornworm), 7727 nucleotides long. RefSeq names its product tyrosine-protein kinase-like otk. NCBI's taxonomy places the organism in Eukaryota, Metazoa, Arthropoda, Insecta, Lepidoptera, Sphingidae. Gene Ontology annotation, biological process: positive regulation of kinase activity; protein phosphorylation; multicellular organism development. The record is from RefSeq and is a predicted model, not a curated record. Bases 838 to 2871 code for a protein of 677 amino acids. The transcript has 18 exons. Gene Ontology annotation, cellular component: signaling receptor complex. Gene Ontology annotation, molecular function: ATP binding; transmembrane receptor protein tyrosine kinase activity.